Anolis sagrei ordinatus is the source of this 6986-nucleotide messenger RNA. It is a transcript of the gene RASEF, whose product is annotated as RAS and EF-hand domain containing. The record is from RefSeq and is a predicted model, not a curated record. Gene Ontology annotation, molecular function: GTPase activity; GTP binding; GDP binding. Gene Ontology annotation, cellular component: perinuclear region of cytoplasm; cytosol. NCBI's taxonomy places the organism in Eukaryota, Metazoa, Chordata, Lepidosauria, Squamata, Anolidae. Gene Ontology annotation, biological process: vesicle-mediated transport.
GCGGGGCGCCGGAGAGGCUGGCGGCUCCCUCGACGGCGUUCCCCUCGCCCCUUCCCUCCUUCUUGCUUCUCUCUCUCUCUCUCCGUCUCUCUGGCUGGGGAUGGGCUCCCCUGAGGCGUCCCGGCUCCGCUCGCUCUUCCUGGCUUGCGACGUGAACGGCUCGGGCCGCAUCGAGCGCGACGACUUCGGCUCCUUGUGCGCCGAGCUGCGGGUCCGUCCCGAGGAGGCCGAGGCCAUCUUCCAGCGCCUGGACUCGGACCGCGACGGCGCCAUCACCUUCCAGGAGUUCGCCCAAGGCUUCCGCGGGGCCCUGCCUGCCUCCUCGCCGCAUCCCCCGCGUCGGAAGGAGCCUGGCAUGGAGCAGGAGGACGACGACGCCGCUCUGGACGCUCCCUCCGAGGCCCCUGGGGCGCCCAGCCCGGCCUGGCGGGAUUUCGAGCUCCGGCUCGGGGAGGAAGCCGACUACAUCCCCAGACAAGAGCAGGUCAGCGUUCUGUAUCAGAACAUCAAUAUCGUGGAACCAAGAUUAAUUCAACCGUAUGAGCAUGUUAUUAAGAACUUUAUUCGAGAGAUCAAGCUUCAGAGCACAGAGAUGGAAAACUUAGCCAUAGCCGUGAAAAGAGCACAAGACAAAGCAGCAAUGCAGCUUGGUGAACUAGAAGAAGAAAUGGACCAGCGGAUACAGGCCGCAGAGCAUAAAAUCAAGAAGGAGGAAAAACGGAAAGCAGAAGAGGCUUUGAAUGAUCUGAAGCGGCAGUAUGAAGCAGAAGUUGGAGACCUCCAAGUGACGAUAAAAAAGCUAAAAAUGCUUGAAGAACAAUCUAGAAAUAUUAACCACAAAGAAGAUUUGGCAGCCUUAAAGACCAGGAUACAUGAUCUGACCAUGGAAAACCAGAAACUUAAAAAAGACCUUAUGGAAGCACAGACAAAUAUUGCAUUCCUUCAGAGUGAAUUAGAUACUUUGAAAAGUGACAUUGCAGAUCACAGUUUGAGUUCUGAACGAGACCUAGACAUGAUCAGAGAGUACACAGAAGACAGAGAUAGUUUGGAAAGGCAGAUAGUGAUUCUACAAUCAGCUAAUAGGAAACUUCAUGACAGCAAUGAUGGCUUAAGAAGUGCAUUAGAGAAUAGUUGGAGCAUGUACAACAAAUCACUGCGUCUAACAAAUACUUCACCAGGGAACACACUUUCCAGAAGCAGUCCAAAACGCAGUGGUGGACAUUCUCCACAAAUCCCACAUUAUGACGGGUUAUCUCAUUCAUCAUAUGUUGAUGAAGACUAUGAUUCUCUAGCACUUUGCGAUCCUAUGCAGAGAAGAAACUGUGAGGUUGAUAGCCUUCCUGAAAGUUGCUUUGACAGUGGCUUGUCUACUUUGAGAGACUCAAAUGAAUAUGAUUCAGAAGUGGAACUGAAGCACCCAAGAAUUUCUCAAAGGUCGCAGUGUCUUCAGGAAGGCUCAACUGGUGAUGCUUCUGAUACAGAUGUUCCAGAUAUCGGAGAUGAAGAGGUGUAUAGUCCUGAUGAAGUCAGUACAGUGUUGGAUUGGAAACCUGGCCAGCCAGUAAGUCGAAACAGUUCUGGAGCUUCAACAAGGAAAUGUAUCCCUGUCAUCUCUCCUCAGUCAGAUGCCACAGACAGCAGCUCUAGAUAUCCAAGCUCAGAAAAGGCUUACAAGAUAGUUCUUGCUGGGGAUGCUGCAGUUGGGAAAUCAAGUUUCUUGAUGAGGCUUUGCAAAAAUGAAUUCCGGGGAAACACCAGUGCAACUCUAGGGGUUGACUUUCAAAUGAAGAGGCUCAUUGUUGAUGGGGAACCAACAGUGUUACAACUGUGGGACACUGCAGGACAAGAGAGGUUCCGUAGUAUUGCUAAAUCAUACUUCAGAAGAGCAGAUGGAGUGCUUUUGCUGUAUGACGUUACCUGUGAGAAGAGUUUCCUUAAUGUACGAGAAUGGGUGGAUAUGAUCGCGGAUGCAACACAUGAAAACAUCCCAAUCAUGAUGGUGGGAAAUAAAGCUGAUCUCCGCCAGGUAGUUUCUGAAAAAGGACACAAAUGUGUCCCGAUCAACUAUGGAGAAAAAUUGGCCAUGACUUACAGUGCUUUAUUCUGUGAAACCAGUGCUAAAGAUGGUUCCAAUAUUGUGGAGGCAGUACUUCAUCUGGCUCGAGAAGUGCGAAAAAGAAGUGACAACAAAGAGGAUGACAAGACAGUAACAAACCUUACAGGGACAACCCUAAAAAAGUCUAUGUUCACCAAAAACUGUUGCAGUAUAUAAAAAACUAAGCCAUUUUUGGUCUUAAAGGCAUCUGGCUAUUUUUUUUUAAAUGAAGGAUUUAGGCAUAAGUUGCACAGGAUGACUGGUGGAGCAGAAAAUGGGGACCAUUGCCCUACAGCCACCAAGUUCAUCAAGGAUGAUCAGCAGCAUCAGAUGAUGUGUUGAACAAAACCAAGCCAAUGAGUGUGAGAUGUUUGGGCUCAAAGCAGCAACAACCACAUCUGUAUUUCGGUUUUUGAAUGGAAGCCCAUCUAUCAUACCACUUGUGCCUUUUAAAGUCAACUGGCCUAGUAAGAACUUUACAAAGGCAUACUUCCUACCAAGAAAAUAUGGUUGAGCUUUACACAGAUUCUAUGGGUCAUUCUCUGACUUGUGUCAUGAAAGACUUGUGCUUCUGGUCCUGUAAUUUCAUCACCAGUCUGAAAUUCACAAUCAGGCUUGCUUCAAAGGACUUUGGGAGUUCUGGACAUUUCCAUGUAAUGCCUGCAGUAAGAUUGGGAGAGGCAUGAUACCACUUGACAUCAAGGGAACUGAACCAGGAUUGAGAGGAAGAUUUGAUUGUGUCCAAAACUGAAAAAAAACCCUUUGGUUUCAUCUGGAAACUUUGGAAUUAAUUAACAAGUCUACAUUCACACCUCUGUGUGGAAUCGUUAACUCCUUCUUAUUGUAUUGGAAAGGUUUUUGGGCUGUACUGCUCCAGACUACAGAUAGACAUUCCAGACUGAUGGGAAAUGCACUCCUGUUUGAAAAAAAUGAGGAUGUUUAGAAGAACGUUUUCUCAGAUAUUUUGUUACAUAGAUACAGAACACUAUUAGUAUUAGAAACCAUAUGGGCAGUGCAAUCUGAAAUGGUAUAGCUCAGUGGUGGUUCCCGUGUUAAUGCAAUGAUGACUCCAAUCCAGGUUUUAAUCCAGGCUUUAAAGGAGUUUUUCAAGAUUUUAAAUCUUUUUCCUAAAUAGGUUCAGUGCCUUAGGGCUCAUCUUCAUGGAUCAAAUGAGAUGGUGUGGGGACAAAUGAACUCUUUGGUGUCCACAAGAUGCAUGGGGCCCGUACCUGCAUGAAGUGGCCUUGUCCCACAUUUUAAAAAGUGGGAGGAUGUGCUAGAGCAAUGGUUCUCAACAUGUGGGUCCCCAGGUGUUUUGGCCUACAACUCCCAGCAAUCCCAGCCAGUUGACCAGCUGUUAGGAUUUCUGGGAGUUGAAGGCCAAAAACAUCUGGGGACCCCAGGUUGAGAACCACUGUGCUAGAGCUUCUCCAAAGCUCCGGAGUUCACUUGCACUUUGUGGCAGUGUAAACAGUUUGGAGCUGGCCGGGGCUUCAUAUGGCCAUCCUGUUUCCUGCUGGCUUGGGCAGUGUUGGACAAGAGAUUGCUCUUACCAUUUCUCUCAUGUCCUUAACUUAGCAGCAACUACCAGGUGUGAUGCUGCUGGUGGAUGUUGCUCAUUACAUCUGCUGAUGUUGGCCGGAGCACUGUAGCAAUCUAAGAAGAUGCCUCAUCUUCUAUCUGGAGCUUUGGUUUAGGCAUCGCUGGGCUAUGUGGACUCCAGCCAUUCACCAGGCCAGCUUGAUGGUACACAGUGCAGACUCCUGUGGUGCUGAUUCGGGCUACCCAACUCUGGAACAGCUCCAAGGGAUGUGGCCCAUGUAUAUGGGCCUUUAGACAGCUCCUUCAAAUGUAGUCAAAUCAUGGAUUGGAUUCACCACUCCAUAAAUAUGGGAGCUAUCACCACUAGUGGUAUAGCUGAGAUGAAGGCUUGUCUUUUAAAUUAGAACUUAAAACGGCCACGUGCCACUUCCUGGAAGACCCACUACUUCCUUCCCGCCACUCAGGGCCAAAGGGAGAAAGAAAAAAAAACCUAUUUUAGACUGUAGCUUCAUAAAACAGGUUUCUGAGUGGUCUUGUCUCAGAAUUCUUUCUGUCACUUUGAAAACUCAAACCUUUCCUUUAGUCUGAGUUGUAAAUAUGAGUCCUCAUUCUUUCGAAGUCACAAACGAAUCUGUUUAAAAUUCCCUUUGGAGUAUGAUUGUGUUGUGCAUACUUUUACUUUAUUGAGUGGAAAAUUUCAUUAUUCCAACAGAAUUAUCUUCAUCAUGAAAAGGAAAAGUCCAGUUAUUAGGUUCCUAGGAAGUUGAGCAUGACUCGUAGAUGCGUUGGCCAGAGAAAAAAAUUGGACUCUUUCACAUGUUUUAAAUGUUUUAUUGCAGUUCUAGAUUUAUAUUAUUUUCUUUUGAUUAAUUUAUAAAGACUAGUCUAUUUUUAUAGAUGUAAAUUUUUUUAUUUUGCUUUUCUGUGCUCAGCUUUAGCAGUGUUUUAAAAUUGGGGCUGAGAGGCCCUUUCUUUGAAACAUUGGUUUGUUGUUCAUAACUGUAGCUGAUAGACUAGGAGAUAAGUCCAUAUUUGCCGGUUUCAAAGAGGACUCUUUUAUUGUAGGACUGUAAAGACUCCAAAGAUAAACACAUGAAAUGUUCAAUGACUCAAAUGACAUGAAAAAAAAUUGUUUGGUUGGAUCCUCUUGGGUAUUUUAAAAAAUGGGCUGAGAGGUCUAUACUCUCUAUACUCUUGGAUAUUUUAAAAAAUGGGCUGAGAGGUCUAUACUCCCACUACUAAAUCUGUGCUGUCCACACAUACUGCAUGAUUAUUGUAGAACAUAAUAUAUUAUUUGAUAAGCAGCAUAACCCUAAAGUACAUAUGAGUUUGGGAUGAUGAUUUAAUAUUAUCUGUGCUUUAAUGUUACCUGAGUCAACCAUGUCUUUCUUUCUGGAUGGUUGGAUAUGCCUGAAUUUGGAACCCUGGUUAGUUUAAAUUAUAAUUAGCCAAUAUGCCAGAACCAUCAGCUACCAUUUCAUUUUGAGUUUCUUAAACUAACAAAAUUAUAAAGCAACCAGAAUUCUUUUGGAUUCAUGUACAACAAAGAAAGCUCAUUAUUUUUAAAGUUGACGAUUAGCAUUUCUGCACAGGAAUAGAGAGGGGGAAAUGUACAGACUCAAAGUUGAAGCAUAUAAUGCUAAACUUUAAUGUUUUGUCUAAAAAAGCCUGUAUUGUGGGAAUAUGCAAUUGGGGAUUCUCAAAUUACAUUGGAGAGCUUAACAGUGGAGAUUUUUUCAAGGCGUUAGUGAGAAAGGAUGCAAGUUGGUAUGAACUGAAAUCAUUCAGAUACAAAUACGACUUUCUGCAUGAACUGUCACAAGUGAUUUUUAGAUUGUUCUCUUAAAAAUAUAUACAUGCAUCCAUGAAUAACCAUUCAGAUAUGUAGGUUACAGCUGCCAGUUUCAUUGUUUUGUUAUUUUUUGUGAGCUUAUAAAAACAAAUCUUUAUUGUCUUUUAUAUGUAAACAAGAAAGUUAUUAAAAGUAUGAGAAUUUUUAGAAUAAACAAUAUUGGCCCAGGACAAGAAUAUGAACAAUAACUUUUGGGAGAAGAAAUACGGGAAAGAAAUGAGAGAAAAAAUAGAAAUAAAUGGAGCUUAAAUCAACAUAUUCUCUUAACAUCCUGAGUUCAUUUUGAAAAGGUUGUUGCCUUAAAAAAAACACCUUAGGAUUUUAUCACCAAAGGGAGUACCUUUUUGAUUGGGAUAUAUCAGGCAUCCUCGACAUGUGGCUCUCCAGCUGUUUGGGCCUCCAACCCCCAGAAGUCCUAGCCAGCUUGUUCGAUGGUCAGAAAUUCUGGGAGUUGGAGGCCCAAACAGCCAGUUGGAGGAUGCCUGUGAUACUUAGGCAGGGCUUACAAAAGUCCCUUUAUUGAACUACAGGUUCUUGACUCCUGUAGGCAGCCUGGCAGGUAUGUUGAGAGAUACUGGGAGCAGUAGCCUCAAAAUGCAUUAUUUCCCAAAUUUGUGUAUGCAUCUAGGUCUUGGUAUAGGAUAUUUAAUUGCUUAGAAACUGCAUUGUAGCAGAGCUCAUGUAAAUCUGGAAUUCUUGUGUUUUAAAUAGGUUCAUUGUAAAAAAAAAAAAACCACCACACCAACAUAUAGGAAAAUGGCAGCAGAGAUGUACUAGCCCACCAAUAAUGUCCCGUUUAAAUCAGCAUAAUUGCACUUUUGAUCACUUUAGAUUCUUUUGAAGUCACUAGCCAUUCUUUGAGGACAUGAGACCUUCUAGGAAUAUAUGGAGCUUCCCAACCAUCAAGAACUCCCUGUCCUUAAUUUUUGGAAUUAGAAUUGCAUGCGUGUUCUGAGGUCUAGUGACAUCUACAUACACACUCAUGUUAGUAGGCUUAUCCAUUUCCAGAAAUUCCUGGAAUCCAUAGGGAUAUGGCAUAUGUGUUUAAUCCCAAAUGUAUUUAUGCCAGCAUGUGUGAUCAAUGGCUUUCAGUCAGAUUUAUGAAAAUAAUUCCCAGCAGGUUUCUAGAGUGCGUAAUUUGUAGAUCUAGCUGCAAAAGUAGUAUUUCUUAUUUAUUGACUUUCCAUGUUGCCUUAUACAUAUAUAUUUAUUAUAAAAGGGAAAAUCUUUGUAUAUAGUUGUUUCUGGUGAAUCCUGUACAUAAGAUUUAUUUUUAUGCAUUACGCAGUAGCGAGUACUGUUGUUUCUUCUUUACUGCCUUGACUUGUUUUAAAGCUUGCCAUAUAUCAUGUUUUUAAGGCAGUGGUUCUUGCAGUUAGUCCUCUGAAAAGUUAGAUCUACCAAGUGCUUUUGUUAUUUAACAGAUGCAGAGAGAUUGUGUGCCAAAAUGUGUGAUGCUAAAAUGUCUUAGAAUAAAAAUGAUAUAUAACACAUGAA